Monodelphis domestica (gray short-tailed opossum) is the source of this 1982-nucleotide messenger RNA. RefSeq names its product acyl-coenzyme A thioesterase 6-like. NCBI's taxonomy places the organism in Eukaryota, Metazoa, Chordata, Mammalia, Didelphimorphia, Didelphidae. Gene Ontology annotation, biological process: fatty acid metabolic process; acyl-CoA metabolic process. The record is from RefSeq and is a predicted model, not a curated record. Gene Ontology annotation, molecular function: fatty acyl-CoA hydrolase activity.
CUUUCACGUGGAUUCUGGGGAGUCCCCACUGAUUGUCAGUUUCUAUGGCUGUGCUAGUGAAUUUUACUCCCGGGCCCCGCAGCCUGUGGGACGAGCCGGUGGCGAUCUCGGUACACGGUCUGACUCCGACCCAACGGGUCACCCUGCACGCCUCCCUCCGCGAUGAGAAAGGGGAGCUCUUUGAGUCCUCUGCCCACUACCAGGCGGACACGGUUGGGCAGCUGGACCUGCGGAAGGCGCCCGCCCUCGGGGGCAGCUACCGCGGUGUGGAACCUAUGGGGCUCUUCCGGACUCUGCAGCCUCAGAAACCUUUUGAAAGACUAGUGAAGCGGGACGUGCAGACCCCUUUCCACGUGGACCUGGAGGUGUAUGAAGGUCACGACCCCCAGCCCACUAAACUGCUGGCACGCGUGGUACACGAGCGGGGCUUCCUGGGGCCAGGGGUGAGAAGGAUCCCGGUGCGAGAGGGCAGCGUGAGGGCCACGCUCUUCCUGCCUCUUGGAACAGGGCCUUUCCCAGGGAUCAUUGACCUAUAUGGAAGUGGAGGGGGGCUUUGUGAAUACAGAGCCAGUUUGCUGGCAGGACAUGACUUUGCUGUGCUUGCUCUGGCUUACUUCAGAUUUGAAGACCUCCCCGAAGAGUUGAAUGAUAUACAUCUGGAAUAUUUUGAAGAGGCCUUGGACUAUAUGUUGAAGCAUCCAGAGGUGAAAGGCCCAGGCAUUGGGUUACUUGGAUUCUCCAAAGGGGGUGACUUGUGUCUUUCCAUGGGCUCCUUCCUGAAAGGCAUCACAGCCACAGUGCUCAUAAAUGGCUGUGUGGCAAACACAAUGACCCCACUGCACUAUAAGGAGAUGACUCUUCCUGAUCUUGGAAACGACUUAGAGAGACUCAAGGUCACUGAAUCAGGCCUUGUAGAUCUUACCGACUUUUGGAAUAACCCAUUAGAGAAGCCCAACUGUCAAAGCCUCAUCCCAAUAGAAAAGGCCCAAGGGCCUUUCUUGUUCAUUGUUGGUCAAGAUGACCAUAGCUGGAAGAGUGAGGCCUAUGCAUGUAUAGCCUCUGAACAACUACAGUCCCAUGGUAAAGAAAAACCUCAGAUCAUCUGUUAUCCAAAGACUGGACACUGCAUUGAACCCCCUUAUUUUCCUCCAUGUUUAAUAUCUGUGCAUGGAAUGGUGGGCCGAGCAGUGUUCUGGGGAGGUGAGUCAAAGGCUCACUUUAUGGCACAGGUGGAGAUUUGGGAGCAAAUUCAAACAUUCUUCCAAAGAUAUCUCAAGAGUAAAGAAUCUACAUUCCAUAACAAAAUGUAGUGUGCUGGUCUAGGAUCCAUUAUUCUGGGCUGGGCCUGAUUCAAGACAAUCCCCUGGUAGUUUAUGUUUGAUUAUGGAAUACAGUGAGACACUUGUAGAUCAUCCAUGCAACAAUUAACAAAAGGAGCUUUAUGUAGGAACAGAAGAAGCAUAUUCAACAAGGAUAGACACUGAAGACACCUUAAAUUGACUCGGCUAAAUGAAGCACUCUUGUCUGAAUUGCCCAUCUUUUCCAUCAGCCGAGGAUCAGGGAACAACUCACGGUCAAUUUGUAUAUUCUGGUAAUCAGGAAGGGAUAUGAACAGCCUGAACCUUUAGUCUCCUGAGCCAGUCAAGUCUGGAAGACAAUUUCAAUAUCUUUUAAGGAAAAACUAGCCUAACUUUUACAGAGGCAAGAGUUAGGGUACUGUUCCUACAACAACCAUAAUUUUAUGACCCUGGACUCCAUGCUACCAAGAAGGAUCCUCUUUAUAUGACAUGAAAGUAUCAUGUCUUACUUGUUAAAGUUCUAUUUAAUAAUAAGCCAGAGAGUUCAAAUCAGGGGGUUCUUCCUUGGGCCCAGAAAUGUUUGACUGAAGACUUUUCUUCAUCAACAGAGAACACCAAAUAACUCCAGUUAUGUAUCAUCAUAACUGAACUUUUAGAAUAAAAUAUAUUUGGAUUUUUACUCAA